CUAGCCGAAUACCCGGCCUGUAACGAACAUUACUGGCCGCACGACGUAAGAAGUCCGGUAUUUUGUUGCCAAAUCCCUCGCGUCCAGGGAGGCGCCUUGGAAAAGUAAACGAUUAGGAUUUUUCAAUGGAAGUCACAAAAGAAGAAGCUUGCGCUCCUCUAUCCUUGGUCAGCUCUAAUGGACGAGAAGACGAUGACGUUUUUGAUGAUGGAGAUUCCGUGGAUUGCCACCGCCAAGAAGGAGAAGAAGAAGAAGAAAGCAUGGAGAAAGUCUUCCGACUUCGUCCGUUAUCUUCCAUAGCCAGCUAUAUCGUGUUCCUUAAUGUCUACGGCCGUACUUGUGAUGAUCGUGUAGUAGAAGAACGACAGCUUUCUGCAGCAAAGGCGGAGGACUAUAUCCCUCUUGAGGUGGGAGGAGAUGAAGAUGGCGCAGUUCUUGAAGCAGAGGAAACAGAGAACUUGUUGGGUGUUUCCGUCUCUGAAGACUACAUUCCUCUUGAAGACAGUAUUUCCGCCUCUGAAGAUUAUAUUCCUCUGGAAGCUGAAGUUGGAAUAGAGGAGGAAGAAGAAGAACUUUACGGUUAUUGGAGGAAGAGGCAGCGAAUAGCAUAAUCUGCAAGGAUCGCACCUUCGAGUUUAUGAGAGCUUCAACAAAAAUGAGUGUUGUGCUUGAUAUUUUAGAAUAUUUGUUAGAUAAUAUAUUUUUUUUUUUAUUUCAAGUUUGCACAAUUAAAAAAUUCUCUUGUAAAACUAUUCAGAAGUUUCUUUGCAAAUUUUAGUUAUUUCCAUU
Dendrobium catenatum is the source of this 789-nucleotide messenger RNA. RefSeq lists its product as uncharacterized. The record is from RefSeq and is a predicted model, not a curated record. Bases 126 to 611 code for a protein of 161 amino acids. The transcript is spliced from 2 exons. NCBI's taxonomy places the organism in Eukaryota, Viridiplantae, Streptophyta, Magnoliopsida, Asparagales, Orchidaceae.